Phalacrocorax carbo (great cormorant) is the source of this 2229-nucleotide messenger RNA. Lineage: Eukaryota; Metazoa; Chordata; Aves; Suliformes; Phalacrocoracidae. The record is from RefSeq and is a predicted model, not a curated record.
AUGUUGCGUUUCUCUCUAGGCAUAAACCCAAGAAUUACUCUCUUAGGAUCCAUCAUCACUCUCUGCUUAGCUGGAGCAUGGGCCUCCUCAUUAAAUAACGACUCAGAGGUGCUAUCAGACUCAUCUCUUCUGAGCAGCAUCAGUGAAGCUAGGCAGGAGGUAGACACACUAUAUUUACAGGCCCGCAAAAGCUUAAAGAGAAAACUACAGGAAAAGGUUGCAAACCCAAUGGAUUUCCUGAAGCACUUAAAGGACCCAGUAGGAACAACCAGAUCUGCAGUACGUGCUGCUGAUUACUUCGAAACUACUUUGAAACUCCUCAAAAUAAAGCUCUCUGGGAAAUGGACAUUCAAUCUUACAGACCUGCUAGACAAGAAACAGAAAGAGGUGAUUUCCAAAGGAACUGGCUGUGACUAUCAGAUUCGGUCCAUUAAAUGCCCAAAGCAUGACAUUUACCGGACCAUUACUGGGGAGUGCAACAACAGAAAUCAUUCUCAUCUGGGGGCUUCGAACCGCGCGUUUGCUCGCUGGCUCCCAGCAGCGUAUGAAGAUGGAGCGUCUGUUCCCAGAGGAGCAAGUGAAGGGAAGUUGUACAAUGGGUUUCCACUCCCACUGGUUCGAAAAGUGUCAAAUGAAAUUGCUCGCACAGCCAAUGAGAACAUCACUCAAGAUCAAGUGCUUUCUCUUGCCUUCAUGCACUGGGGCCAGUGGGUCAACCAUGACAUAGACUUAAGCCCUUCCAGCGGUGCAGGAGCAAGCCCGGGGCUUCGCUGCGAGACCGACUGUGGCUUCAAGUCCCCUUGCUUCCCGAUUAAGUUUCCCCCUGAUGACCCACGGAUGCUGAGGUCAAACUCCUGCAUGCCAUUCAUCCAGUCGGCGUCCGUGUGCAAUCCCAGAACAUUUACUCGUGAGCAGAUCAACGCUGUCAGCUCGUUCAUCGAUGCCAGCACGGUGUACGGCAGCGAAGACUCUGUGGCAAACAGUAUUAGAAAUCAAACAAACCAGCUGGGUUUGAUGGCUGUGAACCAGAAUUUUACUGAUGCGGGGCUGGAAUUAUUGCCCUUUGAGAACAAAACAAAAAGUGUUUGUGUUCUCACCAAUGAAAGCAUGAACAUCCCCUGUUUUAAAGCAGGUGACAAACGGGUAACAGAAAACCUGGGACUUUCCGCACUACACACUGUCUUUGUACGAGAACACAACCACCUGGUUACAGAGCUGAGGAAAUUAAAUCCUCACUGGGAUGGAGAAAAGCUUUACCAAGAGAGUCGAAAGAUUGUAGGGGCCAUAAACCAGAUAAUAACAUACAGAGAUUACCUCCCACUUGUGCUUGGGGAGGAGACCAGAAAGUGGAUCCCUUCGUACAGUGGCUACAAUGAGAAUGUGGAUCCUAGAGCCUCAAAUGUUUUUUCCCUGGCUUUCCGAUUUGGUCAUACGUCAGUACAGCCUUUUGUAUCCCGUUUGGAUGACAGUUUUCAGCCUUUGGGGUCAUUCUCCCAUGUGCCUCUUCAUCUGACCUUUUGUGCUACAUGGAGAAUUAUAAUGGAAGGUGGCAUUGACCCACUGAUACGGGGCAUGAUGGUUGAUCAUGCAAAACUGAUGAAACAGAAUCAACUGCUCGUUGAGGAGCUCCAGAACCACCUUUUUGAACAGACAGCGAUAAUGGGUCUGGAUCUAGCAGCCCUGAACAUGCAACGGGGAAGAGACCAUGGCCUUCCAGGUUACAAUGCCUGGAGGCACUUCUGUGGGCUCUCCCAGCCUCAAAACGUAGAUGAAUUGUCUGAGGUGCUAGGCAAUUCCAAACUGGCCGAGAAGUUCAUGAAGUUGUAUGGGACACCGGACAAUAUUGACCUCUGGAUUGGGGCAGUUGCAGAGCCCUUUGUUCCCCAGGGCAGAGUUGGACCCCUCCUGGCCUGCAUCCUUGGCACCCAGUUCAGGAACCUGCGUGACGGGGACAGAUUCUGGUGGGAGAACCCAGGAGUUUUCACUCAGCAGCAGUUGUAUGCGCUCAGAAAAAUCUCACUGUCGAGGAUCAUCUGUGAUAAUACUCGUAUCAGAAAGGUACCCAGGGAUAUGUUCAAGGUCAGCAGUUAUCCUGAGGACUUCAUUGACUGCCAUGACAUCGAUGCACUCGACCUCUCACCCUGGAAAGAUGAACCUGAGAGUGGCCCAAAAGUGGCCCUUGUUCUCACCAGCAGAGACAAGACGCUGCCUGCACAGGCACCCACCUGA